This is a messenger RNA of Naegleria gruberi, 1076 nucleotides long. RefSeq lists its product as uncharacterized. The coding region runs from base 4 to 390 and encodes 128 amino acids. The record is from RefSeq and is a predicted model, not a curated record. The transcript has a single exon. NCBI's taxonomy places the organism in Eukaryota, Heterolobosea, Eutetramitea, Acrasida, Naegleriidae.
GCAAUGAGCAACACACCACCUAACAACACAACUUCUAGUAGCAAAAUGUCAAAUUUUAAACUCUUCUCCUUCCUGGUCAAGAAAAGAAAAAAGACACCGACCAAUAAUUCAACAUCAACUGAUCAACAAACUGACUCUCCACGAUCAUCAAAUAGUGAUACAGAUAUGAUGAUUGAUACUUCUCCUAGAACGAUGACAUCUUCUCUGAAACAUACACCUGAAUAUGUUGAUGUUAAUAGUAAGACUAGUUUGGGAGCUCUCUCACAAACUUCACAUGUCAAUCCAAGAAACUCAGCAAGAAUUAUUAGGAGAUCAGAUAAUGAAGGAUUUAAAAAUAAGGUGAAUAAUAGAAAGAGUGCUGCUUUCACUAAACAACAAAUUGUAUUCUAAGCAAUUUUGACUAAUUUUUAACUAAUGUAAAGUAAACUAAUUGAUUAAAAACUAAUUCUAAUAAUUUACAUUUGUUAUCUUUCCUCUGUUCACUUUUACAAGCCUUUAGUUUCAAGCCAUUUUAAACCAAACUUUCGUCCACGGCGAAUUAGUAUGUGAACUAACUAAUCAAAAAAAAACUUUCAACAAUAUUACAAGUUUAUUUCUAUCAAUCACCUAUCUAACAUACGCAUUGAAAGAGUGAUAAUACUAAUAGUAACUGAGGAAAGCUGAUUCAAACACCCGCUUUUACACUAAGGCCAUGUGUUCCAGCUUUUGUAAUUGUCAUAAUGUUUGCAUGUUUUUCAGAGAGGUCUACGUAACGAUCUGUUGGUGUGGCAUGUACCACUAUUUGCAGAACUCUCACCUGAAAUCUCAUAAUUGUUAGUUCUAAAUCAUUGGUGCUGUUGAGGUGGUAAAAGUCGACAAGUUGUUAAUUCCCAUUUAUAGAUAAAUGGAAAGAUUUUAAUGCAUGACCAAAUGCCAACCUUUUGGCUUGUUGUACCCUUGGAUUGUACAAUUCAUUUCUUAUUUUACAAAAUAACAAGCUCAAUUUCGAAUAAUCUCGAAAUUUUGAGAAGCAUUUUACUUGUGAACUUGAAAUCAUAGACAAAAACCAAAAUAUUCAAUGAAUUUUUAUUCGUUGC